AUGACUUCCAAAACGCGUCGUUUAACCACCUGUCACCGCCACCCUUCCAAACCCAUCACCGGUUUUUGCGCUUCCUGCCUCACCGAACGUCUCUCCGGCAUCGAAUCCUCUUCCACUGACCCCGAACUCCGCCGUACCAAAUCUUGCUCCGGUAGCGGUCGAACUUCCGCCGCCGUUGAACCCCGCCGUAGGUCUUGUGAGAUCCUCGCUGUUCCGGAGCUGAAACAUGGCACGCUGUCGGACCUCUUCAAUCUCGACGAUGAGAAGAAGAAGAAGCAGACUUCGAAUCGGAAUGUCGAAAUAUCCGGUGUUGAGAUUAGUGAUUUCGACGGUGGUGAUACUCUUAGGGUUUUAGUCGAAAAUGACGAAGAGACGAAGACGAUGAAGGAGUUUAUAGAUCUUGAAAUUCGUAGCGGGAAGAACGGGGGAAGAGAUUCAAGAGGGGGUUUCUGGGACGCGGCUUCGGUUUUCAGCAAGAGGUUGAGGAAAUGGAAGCGCAAACAGAAGUUGAAGAGAAGCGGCGGUGCUUGCGACGGCUAUGUCACCGGCAAUGGUGUUGGUUUGACGAGGAUGGAGGUUGAGAAGCAUAGGACGAGGAAUUGGAGAGAGACGCAAUCGGAGGUUGGAGAGUAUGGUUUAUCAUCGCUUGGAAGAAGAUCAUGCGAUACUGAUCCUAGGUUAUCUGUGGAUGAUUCGAGGUUUUCAUUCGAUGCACCUCGAGCUUCUUGGGAUGGUUAUUUGAUUGGAAAAGCGUGUCCAAAAUUUUCUCCUAUGGUUGCUAUUAAUGGUGAUAGGGUUUUGGUUGAGGAAGAAGAAGAAGGAGAAGAAGAGGUGGUGAAUUUGGAAAGUGGUGGUGGUGGUGGAGAGCAUUAUCCUGGUGGUUCAGAUCAGACAAAGCAUUACUAUUCGGAUCGGAGAAGGAGAAGUUUUGAUAGGUCAAAUUCUCGUAGGAAAUCGAUGGUGAUUGGAGAUGUUGAUGAGUUGAGAGUGAUGUCUAAUGCCAAGGUUUCACCGGCCACUACUGAGUUAUUCUAUGGUGCAAAAGUCUUGAUCACUGAGGAAGAUUUGAGGGGUGCUAAUUUGAAUCCCAAGAACAAUGUUAUUGUUCAUUCUGAUUGUACAACAGGGUCUUCUUCUAAGGAAGCUUGUGAUGUUGAAAUUGGAGUUGAUCAAAAGGGGCCGAACAAGUUUCACAAAUGGGGCAAGUUGUGGAAUAAAUUGGGAUUAGUACAGAGGAGAAAGGAAGAUAAGUUGGGAGAGGAAGAAUGUGUUUCUGGUGAUGUUGUUAAUAAGCCAAUAGCCGAGUCUUGGCAGAAGCUUAGGAGGGUUGUUAACGGACAAGGGAGCGAAUCGGUUAGUGAGAAGCUUAUUCGUAGCUAUAGCGUUAGUUGUAGAAACCAUAGUAGAAUGUCUGGUUUAGUCAAUGGCCUUGCAGGUCCUGAAACCAAAGGCAAUGUUUUGAAUGGAAGACAAGAGCUUACGCUUCAAAGGAAUCGAAGUGUUAGGUACUCGUCGAGUAAUGUUGACACCGGCCUGCUAAGAUUCUAUUUGACACCGUUGAAGAGCUAUCGGCGAAGCAGGUCUGGAAAGAGUAGCAGGAUUUGA
Molecule: messenger RNA, 1605 nt
Organism: Lathyrus sativus (Indian pea)
Lineage: Eukaryota; Viridiplantae; Streptophyta; Magnoliopsida; Fabales; Fabaceae
Source: the annotation of a GenBank genome assembly